AUGACUGGUGAGACGACAGUGCGUUGUCCCACUGUCGAGGCAGUGCUCCAUGGCGAAGUGUAUAAACUUUUCAUUGGCAGAUACCAGACCCAGUCAAAGGUCAAUGCAAUCAUGCCCGAGAGCUUCGCCUCAUUAACCCCGCCUUACUCAUGGGCCACAUAUCAUGAGGUCGAGGAAUAUCGUGAGGGGUACCCCCGGUACACAGCCCUUCUCUCAGCCCACAAGCCCUACUUCGUAUGUAGACCGUUCAACAAACUCCGCGCGCGCCUCCUGCUUCUGAAACAAGACCGUCUGGAUAUCUUAGAGAAGCGACUUGAGGAGAUAGACAGACAAGAGCCUGCCCCGCUGUUUCUUGGGAAGAGUCGAUUUGACAGAAAUGAAGCCCGCAAAGAAGUGUUGGCGGAAAUAGAAACAUGCCUUGAAGAAUACGAUCGCUAUCUCGAGCGCACAAAUCGCGUGUUGAGUCUAUGUCCUGCUCAGGAAAGAGAUGUGCACAGUCUUCGAAACUGGGUGAACGGCACGGGGUCUCUGGCCAGGGAGGAAACAGCAUAUCUUUCGAGUCGAGAGCUGGUUUCUCUUGCGCCCCUAGGUGAUAAUGCAACAGUCAAACUCGAGGCCUGGGUCGAGAAUAUGUUCAUCAAAUUCUAUGCCGGAUUCCGAAGGAACAAGUCCCACGAUCUAUCGGACGACCCAAAUGUAUUUAUAGACUCCGGCCCCCUGGUACAGCGAACAUCUCGAGCACUCCUGUUGUUCCUGAUAACCCUGCUGCUCUUGUUGCCGGUGGUAAUCUGCAGCACCACCGACUCAAACUGGAUCAGAAUAGUCAUUGUUUUGACAUUUACAGUUUGCUAUCUUUUGAUAGUCUCGAUAUUGACUCAAUCUAGAACCAUGGAACUAAUCCUGGCAGGCUCGACGUAUGUUAAUCCUCCCAAAUUCUUCCAAAAAAGCGACCUGGCUAACCUUUGGGGCGCAGGUAUGCUACAGUUCUGA
Molecule: messenger RNA, 990 nt
Organism: Clonostachys rhizophaga
Lineage: Eukaryota; Fungi; Ascomycota; Sordariomycetes; Hypocreales; Bionectriaceae
Source: the annotation of a GenBank genome assembly